GAAAGGCGUUUGUGUGUAUAUCAAAAAAAAACAACCAAAAUGAUCCCCCAUGUGUUGCAUUCCCAACAGCGCCUGGAAAGUCGUUUCUCGAUGAUUCCUCAAAGAGCUCUGCAGGUUUAAUUGGCGGUCUUUUAGCUGCUUCCAUAAUCCUUGCUGGCGUGGUGAUGCUUGUCGUUUGGUUUAUCAUUCGUCGAAGAAGAAAUAAUAGUAUGGAUGCCACUCACGUGGGAAACCAAGUGUAUGGCAUAGAUGAUGCUGCUGACAAAAACGCAUUGAAGAUGGAGAGCCGGUCUGUAAUUAAACCAGAGAUCCGAUACGAAGAGGAAUAUGACUAUGCAACUGGAGCUACAAACCAAUAUACACAGGAUCACAAUCACUUGAAUAUAUAUGCAAAUGACCAAGAUGCGAGUGAUAUACAAUAUGAAACUGCAGGAGAAGUUAAUCAAGUGUAUUCGUUAUCCGAUGGUAUUCCUGCUUAUGCAAACUCUACGGAUGGCCAUGUACCCCCGAAUGACGUAUCGCAACAUUACUCCUUGAAGGAAUCUAUCACCGGUCUUAAACAAACCGACACUCAUGAUGAACCUUCCCCAAGUAAAGACAACCUUCCAGAGGAGGAAUAUAACACCUUUUCAGACAAACAAAAUGACCUACCACCUUCUGAUACAUAUGACCAUGUUCACAAUGUUCCGGAGGGCGAAUAUGACCAUUUCCAAAUGAGAUCAAGUGAUCGGUCAAACUUUACGCAAGACGACGAAAACGGAUAUAUGCAGUCUACAUUUCCGGUGUGAAUAAAACGAUGUUGUAACUGUUGAAUGUUACUGGAUCUGUAUGUGUGUUUCUUCAUAUAUUUGCAAUGUCCAGAUAAAGUAUUUUCUUGUUA
This is a messenger RNA of Pecten maximus, 880 nucleotides long. RefSeq lists its product as uncharacterized. Lineage: Eukaryota; Metazoa; Mollusca; Bivalvia; Pectinida; Pectinidae. Bases 165 to 788 code for a protein of 207 amino acids. The transcript is spliced from 4 exons. The record is from RefSeq and is a predicted model, not a curated record.